Gossypium raimondii (Peruvian cotton) is the source of this 813-nucleotide messenger RNA. RefSeq lists its product as uncharacterized. Bases 43 to 405 code for a protein of 120 amino acids. Lineage: Eukaryota; Viridiplantae; Streptophyta; Magnoliopsida; Malvales; Malvaceae. The transcript has a single exon. The record is from RefSeq and is a predicted model, not a curated record.
CUCCCCGCCAAAUCACAUCAACAACCACCCUCGUCUCAAUCCAUGGAGCCCAAGGAGGAGCUUCCACUUACGGAGGUUGAGAGCGGAGAUUCAUCGACGGAGGAGGCGGAGUUGGAGUCCCCUAGGUCGGUGGUGUUACAGAUGAAGAAGAAACUAGACAGAGUACUUCAUAGUCAGGUUUUGAGAAUUAGACAGGAAGAUUCGCAUCUCGGCCAAGAUUUCAUCGCUGCCGGCGAUAAAGCGAUUAAUAAGAACCAAGUUGUUUUUGGAGGAGACGUCACUGGUGGCGGUGGUGGAGUUUUUACUGAAAACACACGACGCAGUCUCAACCUGGUUCUUGUUUCGAAGCCGAUCUUGCCUUCCUCCCCUCUCAGCGGCAAGAACAGCGUUAAAAAGGCCUUGUAAUGAAGCAACCUAAAUCAAUCACGCUGUCAAGGUUUCAUUUCUUCUUGGUUUAUCUUUUAAACGUUCUUUUCUUUUCUUUUUACUUUUACUUUUUCUUUUUCUUGAGCUGUUUGGUUGCUGAGAAAACUUAAUUCCUUUCUGAAAUUAUAUAUAGUUUUUUUUUCUUCUCCUUUCUAAUUGUAAAUGACAGGUAGUUUUUAAAGAAAGGCAGUUUUAAGCAUAGGAAAGCUUGAAGAUCAUUUUAAUGGAGUAUCUAGAUUUUAGUUUUGAUUUCUUAAUUAGGGUUUAAGAAGUCUUCUUUUAGUCUGAAUUUGAUUAGAUCAUGAUAUACAGAACAGUGUUACAUGUACAAUGGAAUUAUUCUACAUCUUAAAAGAGUGUAGUAAACAACAGUUUCCUUGUAAAUAA